UAUAUCGUGUGCCGGUCAUUCGAACGGACACUCGUGUACCGUACGGCCUGCGGACAGUCUUGCUUAAUCCUGACAAUCGACUAUUUGACUGUAGAAUAAAAUUGAACCAUCGACUCUCAAGAAAAACAUACAUAAGUGUAAGAUGUCUGAUCAAUUUGAAACUGUCAAGAGGCCCGCGGCGCGAGAAUCCGCGCUUGGAAAUGAAAUACCGUAUUCCAUCGAUGAUGAUGUCGUCAUUACGGGCAUAUCAGGUCGUUUGCCUAAUUCGUCUAAUAUUGAGGAGUUUAAAGAAAAUUUGAUGAACCAUGUAGAUAUGGUCUCCAAUGAUGAAUGUCGUUGGACAGCAGAUAUGCACGAGUUAUUACCCAGAACUAGCAAAAUCAAGGACAUCAAGAGCUUCGACGCUUCAUUUUUCGGAAUAAAUCCCAAGAUGGCAAACGUAAUGGACCCACAGGCACGCAUGCUGUUAGAAGUCGCGUACGAGGCGAUAGUUGAUUCUGGUGUCAAUCCCAUGACCGUGAGAGGAUCACGCACCGGGGUGUUUAUCGGUGUAUCUAGGUCGGAAACGGAUGAGUUUGUGCCGCCAAUAGACGAAUUAACUGGAUACGAAGUGCUCGGAACUGUGAAAACGAUGCUCGCCAACAGAAUAUCCUAUUGUUUUGACUUUACUGGACCUAGUUACAUGGUAGACACUGCUUGUUCAUCGGACUUGUACGCCGUGCAUCAAGCAGCCACAGCAAUACGCAGGGGUGAGAUCGAUGCUGCGAUCGUCGGUGGAGUGAAUCUUACUUUAUCACCACACAGAGUACUUCAACUUUUCCAACUGAAUAUGCUGUCCGAGGAUGGCAAGUGCAAAGCGUUCGAUGCUUCGGCUAACGGUUAUGUGAGGGGCGAGGCGGUAAUGGCGAUAUAUUUACGAAAGGCGAAGGAUGCACGCAGAGUAUACGCCACGGUGGUUCACUCGAAAACAAACAACAACGGCUACAGCUACAAGGGUAUCACAUAUCCCAGUGGUGAAAUGCAGAAUCGAUUAAUGCGCGAAAUCUACAGUGAGGCGGGAAUUAAUCCUGUAGAUGUUAGUUACGUGGAGGCCCAUGGUACCGGUACCGUAGCAGGUGAUCCAGAGGAAGUCAACUCCAUCGACAAAUUGUUCUGUAAAGGUAGGAAGAGUCCUUUACUCAUAGGCGGUGUCAAAUCCAAUACGGGUCACACUGAAGCGGCCAGUGGAUUAUGCUCUAUCGCCAAAGUGGUGAUCGCGAUGGAAUCGGGCGUGCUACCCGCGAAUUUGCACUUUAAAACUCCGAAUCCGAAGAUUACUGGCUUAAUCGAGGGACGGAUUCGAGUUGUCGACAAGGCUACCCCGUGGAACGGUGGUCUCGUGGGUAUUAACGCAUUUGGCUUUGGCGGCACAAAUGCACACAUUAUUCUACGCAGUAAUCCAAAACCAAAAUUAUCAUCACCAUUGAACGCCAAACUGUUGCCCAAAUUGGUCGCUGUAUCAGGUCGAACGAAACAAGCUGUGCACACGUUAUUGGAUAAAGCAAAAGAGCACUGUCAAGAUGACGAGUUUCUUUCGUUAUUACACAUAAUGCACAAUAACGAAAUCCGCAGUCACAAUGUUCGUGGCUACGAGAUACUCAGCCUCGAUGGUACGCGUGAAAUGAUCGAAGUAACGAGCUGUGACAAGAAGCGUCCAAUUUGGUUCGUACUUUCCGGCAUGGGCCCGCAAUGGCCAGGCAUGGGACGUCAAUUGCUCAGCAUUGAAACUUUCCAACGUAGUUUGCGACGAUGUGCGGACGCUUUGGCAGUCCACGACUUCGAUCUCAUGAAUAUCAUUAUGAACGCCACAGACGAAACAUUUGAUAACGUGAUGAAUUCCUUUGUGUCUAUCGCGGCUAUGCAGGUCGCUUUCAUAGAUCUUUUAACGAUGCUAGGCAUACAUCCGGACGGCAUAGUCGGACACUCCGCUGGAGAAUUGGGUUGCGCUUAUGCUGACGGCGCAUUUACGCUGGAACAGACUGUUUUAACCGCUUACUAUAGAGGCAAGGCACUAUUAGAGUCCAAGCUGGAAUCAGGUGCAAUGGCGGCAGUUGGUUUGACUUGGGAGGAGGCCAAACAAAUGUGCCCGCCCGAUAUCACACCGGCUUGUCACAACUCCACCAACUCCGUUACUAUUUCCGGUCCGACUGAUUCUAUGUACAAAUUCGUACAAACACUGAAGAGUAAGGAUAUCUUCGUUAAAAUGGUAAACAGUUCCGGCUACGCUCUCCACAGCAAAUACAUCGCUCCAGCAAUGCCUAAGCUACACGCAUUACUCGAGAAACUCAUACCGAGUCCCAAGCAGAGGUCGUCUAGAUGGAUCUCUUCCUCCGUACCAGAAUCCGCAUGGAAUAGUCCGCUCGCGCAGCUUAACUCCGCCGAGUAUUGUGUAAACAAUAUGAUGUCACCUGUGCUCUUCAGCGAAGCGAUCGCGCAUAUACCAGAAAACGCGAUAACGAUUGAGGUCGCACCGCACGGUUUACUACAGGCAAUUUUGCGCAGGUCAUUAUCACCAACGGUAACCAAUAUUAGCCUUCACCAGCGGGAUCAUGUGGACAAUCUUGCCUUCCUGCUGUCUAACGUGGGCAAGCUAUACAUGGCCGGUGCGCAACCGCAUAUUUCCAAAUUGUAUCCACCGAUUAGUUUCCCCGUCGGUCGCGGAACACCGAUGAUCGGGUCCUUGGUCAGGUGGGAUCACUCAGACACGUGGAAUGUGCCUGAUUUCAAAAACACAUCAGACAACUCGGGACAGUGCAUUGCCCAAAUAGAUCUGUCGAAAGAAACGGAUGCGUAUAUGGCAGGACAUCAGAUAGACGGACGAAAUCUUAUUCCAGCCGCUGGCUAUAUGUUUUUGGUGUGGAAAACUUUGGCAAAACAGCGCGGCUGCAAUUUUGAACAAUUGCCAGUAGUAUUCGAAAAAUUACAGUUUCAUCGAGCCACCAUUCUCCCAAAGGAAGGACAGGUGAAAUUCUCGAUAACUAUUUUCAAAGGAUCGGGCGAUUUCGAGAUCUGCGAGUCUGAUGCGAUCGUCGUCAGCGGAAACGUACGCGUGUCCGAAAGUAUCGGGGAAGAUCAGCUGGAUUUACCACCUCCAGUUGUGCCUCAAGAUGAAACGACUUUGCCGUUGAAUACCAAGGACUUUUACGAGAGAGUGAGAUUGUGCGGAUUCGAGUUUAGCGGUGUAUUCCAUGGAAUUAAAUUUUGCGAUAACUAUGGCAUUGCCGGCGAACUUUACUGGUUCAAUCAAUGGGUUUCGUACAUAGACAGCAUGUGUCAUUUAAAUUUGGUGUCCACCAGCUUAUUGCAUGUAGCAUCGUAUAUUCAGUAUGUUGCGAUCGAUCCGGUUCUUCAUAGAGAACUGGUUGACAAAUUACCAAAAAACGGUGGAUUGCCAGUGUAUCACUACAAAGACAUCAAUGUUAUUAAAUCAGGUGGUAUAGAGAUCAGAGGAAUACAAGAAUCCUUGGUGCCUCGACGACAGAGUCAUGCUGAUCCUAAAUAUGAGCAGUACACUUUCGUACCCUACGAAAAUUCAUGCGUUCUAGUAAAGGAUGCAAUGGGAGGAAGGAUGCACGCGCUCACUGUCCUUUUGCAGAUUGUGUAUGAAAAUAUAAUGACGUUGAAACUGAAGACCGUGGAAGUCGCAGGCGACCGAGCUGCGGAAGCUCUCUUGGCGCCACUUAUUUUAAAAAUUUCCGAUAACCAACUGGGCUCGCCUAUCAUUAAUUUACAAAUCGUCACAGUUUCAGCAGAUAAAUACAGGGCGAGUUUGAAGCAAAUGAACGUGAACGCUGACAUUGUAACGCACGAUAUAAAUAAAGCACUUACCGUUCAGGACGUGCACCUUGUUAUCGCGGCAGACGUUCUAUCUAAUAAGUCUCAUACCGUUCUCAAAAACUUGGUCGCUAACUUAAAACCUGGUUGUUUUAUUCUUCUGGAAGAAACCGCAGCGCAACUGGAUUUGGAGACUGUGUUGAAAGACACUGAUCUAACAUUGGCCGGAAAACAAACGGAUUCCGCGAAAAAGACUUACUUGUUGCUGAAGAAGCGACAGAAAAGGAUAGAACCAAUAGUAAUUCAGAUUACAGAGAAAAAUCUGUCCUGGCUGGAAGAAAUAAAAGCAGCAGUGAAGAAAUUCGACGACGGAGGUCAAGAAAUUCUUUUUGUAUCCCAGGGCGAAGAAACGCUUGGCUUGGUUGGACUCAUGACUUGCAUGCGACGCGAGUUAAGCAAUGUAAAUUUCCGUUAUGUUUUUAUCCAGGACCAGAAUGCUCCCACGUUUAGCUUAUUCGUACAGUUUUAUAAGGAGCAAUUGGACAAAGGAUUGAUGGCAAACGUUUUGAAAGGGGAACAGUGGGGCAGUUAUCGAUACUUGUCAUUGGAUCAAAAGAGCACUGUUUCUUCCGUGCAGGCGAAACACGCCUAUGUAAAUACAUUGACAAGAGGAGACCUCAGUAGCUUGAGAUGGAUCGAAGGUCCGUUAAGUUACUAUCGUCCCGACAAUUUUCCCAAUAUGAAACUUUGCAGCGUUUACUAUGCUCCACUGAGCUGCAGGGAUAUCACGUUGGCGAGUGGUAAGAUGUCACUGAAUACUCAGGCGAGCAAUAUAAUUACCGAAGAAUGUCUCUUGGGACGUGGAUUUUCCGGGAGGGAUGCUGACGGUCGUCGCGUGAUGGGUAUAGUCGAAGCUGGAGGACUGGCCACCACAGUGGUCGCGGAUCUCGAUUUCCUUUGGGAGGUACCCGACAAGUGGUCGUUGGAACAGGCAGCAACGAUACCUAUCGCUUACGCGAAUAGUUACUAUGCUUUGUUUAUACGAGGUCAAUUGAAAGCUGGCGAAAGCAUUUUAGUUCACGAUGGUACAGGCUACGUCGGUCUGGCAGCGAUCGCCAUUGCUCUGCACGCUGAUUGUACCGUGUUCACUACCGUUGACACGCUAGAUAAAAGAAAAUACUUGAAGAAAAUCUUUCCGCAGUUAAAUGACAAACGCAUUGGCAAUUGCCGAGAUACGAGUUUCGAACAGCUCAUAAAUGUUGAGACGCAAGGACGUGGAGUUGAUGUCGUACUGAAUUCACUGACAGGUGAGAAAUUACAAGCUGGUAUUCGGUGCCUGGCGUUCGGUGGCCGUUUCCUUGACGUCAACAUAUAUGAUUUGUCGAAUGACAGCAGCGUCAAGAUGUCAAUGUUUAUAAAAAAUACUUAUCACAGUAUAUUAUUGGAUAUGGUAUUUAAAGAAAAUAAUACGGGGAAAAAGAAACUUAGUAAAUUCAUUUCGGAGGGAAUCAAGAACGGCGCAAUACGACCUCUCCAAUCAACUGUGUUUUCGGAGCACCAUCUCGAGCAGGGAUUCAGAUUUAUGGCAGCAGUCAAGCAUAUUGGCAAAGUGCUGGUGAAAAUUCGUGAUGAAGAAGCAAAGGAGCAUGUAUCACCAAUGUCAAAGACAGUGGCCGCGAUCUCACGUACUUACAUGAAUCCGGAGAAAUCGUACAUCCUGGUCGGUGGUCUCGGCGGGUUCGGUUUAGAACUGACCGAUUGGAUGAUCGCUCGCGGUGCCAGAAUCAUUGUUCUUGUAUCGCGAUCAGGUAUUCGCACCGGUUACCAGGCAGCAUGCGUGCGUCGCUGGCGCAAAAUCGGCGUGAAAAUUGUAAUAUCCACAGUGAAUGUUACGAUAUUGUCGGGUGCCGAACGCUUAAUUCAAGAAACCAGCCGACUCGCUCCGGUAGGCGGUAUAUUCAAUCUGGCAGCUGUGCUCCGCGAUGCUCUGAUCGAAAAUCAGACGGAGGGUGAUUUCAAAGCAGUCAUGUUGCCAAAAGUUGAUGUAACAAUGAAUUUAGAUGCGGUAUCCAGGAAGCUAUGCCCAUCGAUAGAUUACUUUGUGGUAUUCUCAUCCACAUCGAGUGGUUACGGCAAGGUUGGUCAAACCAACUACGGUUUCGCGAAUUCAACCAUGGAGAGACUAAUGGAACGGAGGCAGGCUAAUGGUUUACCCGGUCUCGCCAUUCAAUGGGGUUCCUUCAAAGUGGUUGGCAUAUCAACAGAAAUGACAGAUAACGACGUCGAGAUGUUGGGUUUUCUACGACAAGAUGUAUCAAGUUGUCUUGCGACGAUGGAUAUAUUUCUUCAACAACCGCACUCGGUGUUAACUUCUAUUGUAUUGGCUGAGAAAUAUAAACCCGAUGACGACAACAAGACAAACCUUGUCACAACCAUUGCUGCUAUUCUAGGCAUUCAAGAUGUUAAUUCGGUUGAUCGUAACAGACACUUAGUUGACCUCGGUACUGACUCAUUAAUAGAAACAGAAAUAAAACAAUCUCUCGAGAGGAACUACGCUAUCCUGUUGUCGAAUCAAGAGAUCCGUGUAUUAACCUUCGCCAAAUUGUGGGAAUUAUCUUCGACCAGUAGUGAGACCAGUUAGAAAGUUAAAAUAAUUAUUUUCUUUAUUCCCCCUGUUUUAUUAAACUUGUUCGCUAUUUUCUUUAUGGAAUACUAUCAAAGUUAACUAUUCGGGUAACGGUGUAUUUGGUGGUUGGUUUGAUUAAUUAAUUAAUUAGAGAAAUAUAAUGAUAAUUAUAACUUUAAUGAGAUACUCUUAAUGAGAUACGAGAUUUGAUUAAUUAAUUACGUGUAUUUAGUAACUGUCGACUUAAUCUUGCAUAGUACUGUGCGCAGUUGCUGACAUAAUCAAAUAUUUUAUCUUUAAAUCGUAACGUAUUGGACACGGAAUAAAUCGAAGUGAAUGAAUUAUGAGAUAAGAAAUGAUUCACAGUUCUUUCUAAUUUUCGCUAAAAAUCUAUAUCAGAAACGGUUCAAAAAUUUUAAUUUUUGAAAGAAGAAGCUGUGAGAAAAAGAAAGAGCUGUGAAUCAUUUCGUAUCUCAUUAAGAGUAUCUCAUUAAAGUUAUAAUUAUCAUUAUACUUCUCUAUAACUUUUACGAAAUAAAUAGUUUGUCAGAAUAAAUACAUGUAUAAAAUUAUACAUACAAUGUAAGAGCAAUAUUAUACGUUAUAAUCUACACGGAGAGAAUUUCCUCUUAAAAUGUAUUCUGAAAGUCAGGUAAUCGUGGAACAGCACGGCAUUUCCAAGAAUUUUAUGCUAGUUUGUGGAAAUUUUACUAAUAAUUAUACUUUAGUACAUCUUACUAGUAAAUUGUAUGCAUGUAAAAUUUUGUUUUACUCUUAUAGACUUCUUCAAAACGCUAUGUUGUCCUACAAUUACGUAAUCUUCCGGGUAAAUUUUAAGAGACAAUUCUCCGCGUGAAAGACGCGGUAACGUCUCGCGCUAAGUAUUUUUUUCUAUAAUAUAUGUAUAAAACCAUUUAUACUUUUCCUUAAAUAAGAUACAUAAGUGAUAUACAUACAGCCUUCUGUGAACUCGACAGAGUAUCAUUUACUGGAACGAACACGUUUUUUAGAAAUAAUGCGAUGUUCUUAUUAAACAAAGCGAUAUAGUAAAAAAAUGAUAAUAUUGUAGAAAAAUUUUAAAUUUUUAUAGAUUCUAAUGGCAUAAUAAAGUAUGCAUAAAUGCAUUUGAUGAAUAGAUACGCAUGUAUAAUUGUAUUACGGCUUCCUUUAAACCGGCGAUCGUGUCUGAGAAUUACUGUUAAAACAUAUAGAAAUGUACAACUAUAUGCGAGAACGGUCGAAAACUGUCACAAACAAACAUAUGGAAAUAGAGCACCGCUAAAAGUUUCCAAAAAUGAGAUGCUAGCAGUAAAAUUGAAAAAUGUUUUACAGACAUUUAAUGGGAAAACUUUUAAUUGUUAAAAUGUGUAUAAACAUGGGCGAAACUACAAGAGAACUGUCAAGGAAUAUCACAAUGUAAUAAAUUAAAUUUACAAUU
This is a messenger RNA of Vollenhovia emeryi, 7877 nucleotides long. RefSeq names its product fatty acid synthase-like. Lineage: Eukaryota; Metazoa; Arthropoda; Insecta; Hymenoptera; Formicidae. The transcript is spliced from 8 exons. The record is from RefSeq and is a predicted model, not a curated record. Gene Ontology annotation, biological process: fatty acid biosynthetic process. Gene Ontology annotation, molecular function: fatty acid synthase activity; oxidoreductase activity. Bases 143 to 6454 code for a protein of 2103 amino acids.